AUGCAACCCCAGCGACGCCGGCGUGAGUCCCUCACGCCCCAGCAGCUGCGUGAGUGGUACGCUGGUUGGGGCUGUAAGGGUGGCGACGCUACUCCUACUACCACUCCUGCUGCUUCUACUCGUGGUGGCGGCCAGAUGCAGCUCCCGCGACCCUCUCGCGUGUCUCUCACGCCUCGCCAGCUUCGUGAGUGGUACGCUCAGAGUGGAGGGUCUCUCACUGCUGUUCGCUGCUCUUACGUGAUUCGCACUGGUACUCGGACUGGUCAGCCUUGUGGGACACGUAGUCAUACACCGUCCCGCUGCUUCGCCCGUCUGAGCGACGCCUGGCGUACCGUGUUUGGCGACGAGGCUGAGCUUCCCGACUGGGUGGAGUUACUUAGGCAGAGGGUGGAUAUAUAUGCUCUUGACUAUGAUGCUAUUCUCACUGCCAUGUAUGCAUUGCCUACUAGUGCUGACAGUGCCGGUCACCUGUGCGUCCCGCCUGACCCAGGUAUAGGACCUGCUGCUCUAGCUACUGGUGAGGCUGCUGCUCUAGGUGCUAGUGAGUCUGCUUCCUCAGGUGCGGGUGAGGCUGCGCUCUCAGGUACCGCGUUGGCUUCGGCCUCCCUCACCUUUACACUUGACUCUGGGGCUUCUCGCUCCUUCUUUCGGGACCGCACCACACUCACGCCGCUUGGUCGGCCGGUUGCAGUCUCCCUGGCUGACCCCUCUGGGGGUCCUGUCCUCGCUCACUUCUCCACUGUCCUCCCGUGUCCGGCUGCCCCCUCGGGCACCCUGUCUGGCCUGUACCUCCCCUCGUUCUCGACGAACUUGGUGAGUGGUGCAGACCUACAGGAUGCGGGGGUUCACUAUCAGGUAGCAGCGUCGGGUCAGGUGUUUGCUGCUGCGUCCAGGUCUGGUCCUGAGUCUGCCCCCUGUACUUGUCGCCUCCUGUCUCACGAGACUCUCCUGUGGCACCACCGUCUUGGUCACCCCUCCUUGCCCCGUCUUCGGAGCAUGGCUUCCCGUGUCCUUGUCUCUGGUCUUCCCCAGUCUCUCCCUCCUCUCCCCUCCGGGCCAGGACCUUCCUGUGUCCCCUGUGUCGAGGGUCGCCUCCGGGCUACUCCUCACUCCUCCCACUUCCCCCCGACAGAGGCUCCCCUGCAGACGCUUCACAUGGAUGUGUGGGGCCCAGCCCCCGUCCGUGGGCAGGGUUACGAGCGCUACUUCCUGUUGGUGGUUGACGACUACUCGCGUUACACCACAGUCCUCCCCUUGCGCAGCAAGGGUGAGGUCACUGAGGUGCUGAUCGACUGGAUCCGCGAGGCUCGUCUCCAGCUCAGGAAGAGCUUCGGCUCGGACUUUCCUGUUCUGCGUCUGCACUCUGACAGAGGCGGAGAGUUCUCUUCUCGCCUUCUGCGAGACUACUGUCGUGCACGGGGGAUCCGCCAGACCUUCACGCUUCCGGACUCACCACAGCAAAAUGGGAUUGCUGAGCGCCGCAUUGGCAUGGUCAUGGAUGUCGCUCGUACGUCCAUGAUGCAUGCGGCUGCCCCCCAUUUUCUGUGGCCGUUUGCGGUGAGGUACGCGGCGCAUCAGCUCAACCUUCACCCCCGGGUCUCUCGGCCUGCGAUGUCCCCAGCCUUGCUGUGGACGGGGAAGGUUGGCGAUGCGUCUGUGUUCCGUGUCUGGGGAUCUCGGGCGUUUGUCCGCGACUUGUCUGCGGACAAGCUGUCCCCUCGUGCUGCUCCCUGUGUCUUCCUUGGCUUCCCCACUGACGCCCCAGGGUGGCAGUUUUACCACCCCUCCUCUCGUCGUGUUCUGUCCUCCCAGGACGUCACGUUCGACGAGUCAGUCCCCUUCUACCGUCUCUUCCCCUACCGCACUCCUUCCCUCCCCCCUCCCCCGGACUUCCUUGUGCCGGUUCCCCCCCCGGUAGACCCCCUCCCCCCUCAGGUUCCUGCCCCCUCAGGUGUGUCCCAGGUAGACGCCGUUGACCCGGUCGAGGUUACUGGUGACUCUGGUGCUGCUGCGGGUGCUGAGCCUGGGGGUGCUGACUCUGGGGGUGCUGUGCGCGGGGGUGCUGAGCCUGGGGGUGCUACUGCUGGGGGUGCUGGGCCUGAGGGUGCUACUGCGGAGGGUGCGGAGCCUGGGGGUGCUGAGCCGGGGGGUGCUGUGCCUGGAGGUGCUGGGUCUGGGGGUGCUGGGUCGGGAGCUGCUGAGCCUGGGGGUGCUGCGUCUGGAGCUGCUGAGCCCGGGGUUUCUCCUGCUGCUGCGUCUCGCCGGGAGCCCCUCUCUCCACAGGAGCUGCGCGAGUGGUUUGCUCGCCGCUGGAGGCGUGCUGCUGAGUCUGGAGGUGCUGCUGGAGCUGGAGCUGGAGCUUCUUCGACCGUCGAGGGUGCGGGUGCUGCCGGUCCCGGAGCUCCUGGACCUGCGGGUCCUCCUGGAGCUGGAGCUGCUGAGGGCGUUGGUGCUGAGCCUACUGCUGUUGGUCCUGCCGCUGGAGGUGUGGGUGGCGCUGGUGCUGUCGCUGAGGGUGCUGGUGCUGUCCCUGCUGCGUCUGGAGCUGCUGAGCCUGGGGUUUCUCCUGCUGCUGCGUCUCGCCGGGAGCCCCUCUCUCCACAGGAGCUGCGCGAGUGGUACGCUCGCCGCUGGAGGCGUGCUGCUGAGUCUGGAGGUGCUGCUGGAGCUGGAGCUGGAGCUUCUUCGACCGUCGAGGGUGCGGGUGCUGCCGGUUCCGGAGCUGCUGGACCUGCGGGUCCUCCUGGAGCUGGAGGUGCUGAGGGCGUUAGUGCUGAGCCUACUGCUGUUGGUCCUACCGCUGGAGGUGUGGGUGGCGCUGGUGCUGUCGCUGAGGGUGCUGGUGCUGUCCCUGCUGAGUCUGGAGCUGCCGCGCGGCCUCGGCCGUACUUCGUUCCGCUCCUACAGCAGGUUCUUGGUCUUUCUCCUUCGGUAGAGUGUCCACCGCCUGUCCAGUCGCAGUCACUGUUGGAGCCUUCCUCUCCUCUGCCUGCUCCCUCUCCUUACACUGGUCCUACUGGAGGUCUUGCUGAGCGUCGUGAGCCUGCGUCUCGUCCCGCGUCGCCUGUUCGUGCUGCUCGCGCUAGUGGUCGCGGUUCGCGUCAGCGUCCUCCUCCUGUCCCUGGCACGCACCGGAUGUCUCUGCGUCCGUCCACUGCUCCUCUGCGUGCCCCUUUGCCUUCUCCUCCUGAGUCCUCUCUUCCUGCGCUUGCCGACCCUGAGUCGGACUCUCUUCGCGCUGCCAGUCCUACUGUCACGCGUCUGCUUGCUACUGUCGUCACUGACCCCUCUUUUGAGUCCACUGCUGCGUCUGCUCUAGUCGCUGAGCUCGUUGACUUUGCUGCUCGCUGUCGUCUCGACUACGCUGCUGGUCUUGUUACUGAGUCUGCGUCUGUCUGUCCUCCGUCCGUCGGGGGUGAGUGUGCUCUUGGCACGGACGUCCUAGAGGACAGACAGGAGGAGUUACAGUGUCUAGCGGCUGCUUCACCUCAUCUCGCGUCUGUACUGCUUGCCCCUGAGGGAGACCCGGAUGCACUAGACAUCCCGACUCCGCGUUCUUACGCGGAGGCCGUAGAGGGUCCCUACUCCUCUCAGUGGCAGGCAGCUAUGGAUGCAGAGAUGGCUUCCUGGAAGUCCACAGGCACCUACGUUGACGCAGUUCCCCCUCCUGGGGCGAACAUCGUCAGUGGCAUGUGGAUCUUCCGGGUGAAGCGGCCGCCGGGCUCUCCACCUGUCUUCAAGGCGCGGUACGUUGCUCGAGGCUUCAGUCAGCGGCAGGGAGUUGACUACUUUCAGACCUUCUCUCCCACCCCGAAGAUGACCACUCUUCGGGUGCUGCUGCACAUAGCCGCUCAGCGCGACUACGAGCUUCACUCUCUUGACUUCAGCACUGCGUUCCUGCAGGGUAGCCUGCACGAGGAGAUCUGGCUGCGCCGUCCACCUGGCUUCACAGGGACUUUCCCUCUUGGCACCCAGUGGAGCCUCCGACGGCCAGUCUACGGUCUCCGCCAGGCACCACGUGAGUGGCACGACACACUGAGGACUACGCUUGCGGCUCUUGGGUUUGCUCCUUCUACUGCUGACCCGUCGCUGUUUCUGCGCACCGACACUUCACUGCCGCCGUUCUACAUCCUCGUGUACGUCGACGACUUGGUCUUUGCCACAGCGGACACUGCUGGACUCGCCCACGUGAAGUCCGAACUGCUGAAGAGACACACGUGCACAGACCUGGGUGAACUGCGCAGCUACCUUGGCUUGCAGAUCACUCGGGACAGAGCACGCCGCACCAUUACCUUGACUCAGUCACACAUGGUGCAGCAGGUCCUUCAGCGCUUCGGCUUCACGUACUCCUCGCCUCAGGCCACUCCUCUGCCUACUCGCCACUCACUCUCAGCUCUGCCUUCGGAUGAGUCCGUAGAGUCGAGUGGUCCGUAUGCAGAGCUUGUUGGCUGCCUCAUGUACCUGAUGACCUGCACACGACCUGACCUUGCAUAUCCUCUGAGCAUUCUUGCACGCUAUGUUGCUCCUGGGAGACACAGACCAGAGCACAUGGCUGCAGCGAAGAGGGUAUUGCGCUACCUGUGCAGUACGUCGGGCAUGGGGCUUGUGCUUGGAGGGCGGAGUCCAGUGGUCCUUACCGGCCACGCGGACGCUUCUUGGGCUGACGACCAGGCUACGCAGCGGUCGUCACAGGGUUACACCUUCAGCCUUGGUUCCGGCUCUGUCUCGUGGCGGUCUACUCGCUCGUCUUCAGUUCUCGGCUCCAGUUGUGAGGCUGAGAUCUACGCCGGGGCCAUGGCUGCACAGGAGCUUCGCUGGCUCACCUACCUGCUGACUGACCUUGGAGAGCCGCCUCGUUCUCCUCCAGUGCUGUACGUAGACAACAAGGCCAUGCUGGCCUUGUGUCGAGAGCAGCGCUUGGAGCACAGAACGAAGCACAUUGCUCUCCGCUACUUCCUUGCUCGUGAGCUGCAGCAGCGUGGUCAGUUGCGACUUGCGUACGUGGCCUCUAAGGCCAACACUGCUGAUGUCUUCACCAAGGCACUCGCGCCUUGUGACCAUCAGCGCUUUUGCACCCAGCUGGGUCUUGUGCCUGUCUUGCCUCACUUGCUCUCCUCUUGA
This is a messenger RNA of Closterium sp. NIES-65, 5121 nucleotides long. The record is from the annotation of a GenBank genome assembly. Lineage: Eukaryota; Viridiplantae; Streptophyta; Zygnematophyceae; Desmidiales; Closteriaceae.